Molecule: messenger RNA, 2469 nt
Organism: Mycena indigotica
Lineage: Eukaryota; Fungi; Basidiomycota; Agaricomycetes; Agaricales; Mycenaceae
Exons: 10
Coding region: 1-2469 (822 amino acids)
Cellular component (GO): nucleus
Source: RefSeq, a predicted model, not a curated record
AUGGACAUCUUCAAUCGGCCUCCAAGCAUCUCAGACGAUGCUCUUCAAUAUGCACUCUACCUAACGCAUGAGCAAUCCAACAAGGCUGCUGUGGCUUCCCUCGCUGCUUGUGUCUCCGACUAUGUUGACCAACUCCUACCCAACUUUCUCUGGCAUCGAGAUGCAUUCGAGCUCAAGGUCGUCCCGCGCGAUGACGAGCCUCAAGAUUACUAUUUAGAAGGGACAAUGCGUGUUGGCGACUGCGUAGAUGACGAAUGGUGCACAGUCUGGCUGCUGAAGCAGAUCAGUGCGAAAUGGGAUGUAGCAAUCAGCGUGAUUGAUUCAGAUGGAGAGUUUCUUCUCAUAGAAGCUGCAGACGCGCUACCAGACUGGGUCACUCCUUCUAACGCGACGAACAGGGUUUGGAUCUACCAAUCUAACCUGCAUCUCAUUCCGCUUUCCCAUAUCUCUCCUCCCUCGACCAAACGCCAACGUAGGAAACUCCCCGGGAAGUCAGACAGUGACGACGAAGGAGCUAAUGAGGACGAUGAAGACUUCAUCUCGGUGGCAGAUGCUCUACUCGUGAUCAGAAGUGACUCUAGCAACACACUCGCCUCUUCCGAUGUGCAAAGCGCGCUUCUCAAGAGAAUAAGCGGAUACCCUGCCGCGCUCAAAAACCAUACUCAUGCUACCAAAGUUUACGUUCCCACUGACAUUGCUCGAGCUCUUACGAUUGAUCCAACCCUCAUUCAAAAACCAAUCGAGACCUUCUACACCCGCGAUGCCAUCCAACUUCGAGCAGCUCACCGGAUGUCUCGCUUUCCACCGGAGCCUGAAGUUCUGGCUGUUGUCAAGUUGACACGCACGGCUUACGCCCAACUGGUGGGCCAGAAAUUCUUUCCCCCCAAAGUGUUUGGCCAGUGGAAAGAAAGGGAAGGUUCAGCUGAGUUGCGAUGGCGCGAUGUCGGAAUGAAGAUAGCUGUUGGAUUCGAAAUGCUUUUUCAAGAGAGCAAAGCCCGAGUUAACCCUGCAACUCUGGCCUCAGAUAACUCACAAGAAUCUAUUGACGCCAGAUUAGAAGCGUUGCGGAGGAAUCCACAAUAUCUCUCUUACCUUCAAAAUUUAGUGGCUGCUAACUACUUCCGUGGGGAGUUGGAAGGGUCUCAGUUAUGGAAGAAACUCGAAGAGAAUGCGGCUGCAGUGUUCCUGAAAACAUUCCGCGAGGACGAUUCUUCUCGUCCUUCAUUCGCUGUCCGCGUUACCGAAGCUAUCUCACGGGCAACUGCUCCCAUCCCAACAACACUUCAGGUGGACGAAGACAGCGACGACUGGUUGAAUAUCGAUGCAAAUGACUUCGAAAAUAUGCUGGAAAGGACAAUGGGUACCAAUUCGAGCAACGCCAUGGAUGUCGAUCCAGAGGAUCAACUAGCUUCAGAUCAAGCUUCCAGGUUAAAGAAUCUUGCAAACAAAGUGGAAGCCUUCGUUGAUGGCAAGGGAGAUCUAAAUGGCGCGUUAUUUGACGACGAAGAAAAGACGGAUGACGAGGAAGAGCUGAGUGAUGGGAUGGGGUCAGAUUCUGAAAGUAGCGCUGACGAAGGAGACCCCGCACAACGCCAGGCAGCAAUGGACCGACUGGUACCUGGCCUACAACCAUCAGAAUAUGGCCAGAUGCCGGCUUCGUUCCACAAAAAUUCACAAAAGGUUGCCCGACCUGCAGACCCGCCUGUUGAAGAAGAAGAACCGGCAAGCAAACCCGCACCAAAAGAGCCCUUUACAAAGCCUCUCCGUGACCCCAUAAUCCCUCGCGACAAAUACGAUGGUGUCGAUUCAGAUGAUGAAACUGAUUCUGACGACGAUGUAGACUCUGAGUUGGAAGAGGACCAGCCUCAGGUCGUUGGGGAUAUUGAGAUCGACAUGGGAGAAGAAGAAGACGAGUUUUUGGAAUUUUCUCGGCAAGCUCUGGGCAUAAGUGACGACCAAUGGGGUGAUAUUCUUAGAGACCGCAAGAGUCGUGGAGCAUUCAUACCUGCGGGCAUGGCCGUCCCGACUAAAACCUCGAAUUCUCACAAAUCCACUGCAACCGCAACAUCAACGGCUCCGCAAAAUCGUCCCCCAGAACCGGGGCCGCGACCUAAUGUCAAUCCGAAUUUGGAUUCCUUUGAGGCAGUCAUGAAAGCGAUGGAUCAAGAGCUUUCUCGUUCGCGCACAAGCAAAAGCAAACCGGCGUCAGGUGACAAGGGGAAAGGCCGAGCUGCUACUGUAGAGGAAGCUGAGGAUGAAGACGAGGAUAUUGACCUGGCAAUGGACAGAGAACUGCGGGCGGCGUUGGAGGGAGGUCAAGGAAGUGAUGACGAAGGGGAAGAGCCGAUGGACUAUAAUCUGAUCAAAAACUUUUUGGAAAGCUUCAAAAGCCAAGCGGGUCUUGCUGGGCCGGUUAGUACGCUCGCUGGACGUCUGGAUCCUGGCUGGCAGCUUCCUCGAGACGGUUAG